UGUCAAGGGUUACAGAGGAAGCUACAAAAUGGCGGAYGACUUGUAGAUAAAAAGCGCGCAAAAUGCCAGCUUCCAACAAGAAACAAGAGAAAGGAGGAACGAAGUCAGAUGAGGGUCAAAAUGUCCUCAAAGGAGUGUAUAUGUUUGCAAAUGGAGACAAAUAUGAUGGUGAAUAUAUUCAGAAAAUGUCUGGAGGUUUACAAAGAAGUGGGUGUGGUGAACAUGUGACUGCRGAGGGUCUUGUUUAUAAUGGUGACUGGAAGAAAGAUAAAAUGAAUGGCACUGGAAAACUUUCUCAUCCAUCAGGUGCUGUUUAUGAGGGUGAAUUUGUCAAUAAUAUGUUCCAUGGCUAUGGSAAGUACACAUGGCCAGAUGGCUCAGUGUACGAAGGGAAUUUCUGUGAUAACAAGGUUGAGGGUCAAGGUCAGUUCACUGAUGUCAAUGGCCAAGUCUGGGUUGGUAACUUUACCCAUCAUGCUGCACCAGGACUCAAAUUUAAACUCAAUUUAUGAGCCCAAAAUARGAAAAUAUUUUUAGAUACAAUGUAUAUAUCUUGUUGUUAGAAUCUGUCUGACUUUUAUAGUUACUGUACAUGAAUAUUGAAUAUUAUUUUAUCAAUGAACACAUUAGUGAUAUGUACAAUCGAUGUUAAUGCCAAGUAGACUAGUGUUCAUUUGAUAACAUAUAUCAUAUUCAUCUUGCUAAUAAUGACUUUGUAAAUUAUAAAAAAAGCUUGAAAUGUUCCCUACAGUACAUGUAGGAACUUUUAAAUAAUGUUUUAUUAGUCAGGAACUAUUACAAAUAAAUUAAAUCUGUAAUUAAAUACUCCAUAUUAAUAAACAUUAUGAUUUAUUUUGCAAA
Molecule: messenger RNA, 861 nt
Organism: Exaiptasia diaphana
Lineage: Eukaryota; Metazoa; Cnidaria; Anthozoa; Actiniaria; Aiptasiidae
Product: MORN repeat-containing protein 2
Exons: 7
Coding region: 63-512 (149 amino acids)
Source: RefSeq, a predicted model, not a curated record